AUGAGCGAAGCUGCUGCUCAAAAGGGAAAGGGUAAAGAACCAAUUCCAGAGUUCGUCCAGAGACGUCUUGAUAUGUUCAACAAGAUGGAAGAUAAGACUCCAAAGGUCGAGCCAAAGGAAGUUCAAAUUUUAUUACUUCCAGAAAACAGUAAACAAGCUAAGGAAGGCAAGCAAAUCACAAUCACCCUUGGUGUUACAACACCACUCGAUAUCAUCAAGGCUGAGUACCCACCAAAGACAAUUUUCUAUGCUGCUGCAAUCAACUUAGAAGAGAUGUGGGAUCUUUCACGCCCAAUCACACACGGUGACAACAUUACAUUCGUUAACUUCGAUGACCCACGUGGCAAAGAAGUUUUCUGGCACUCAUCUGCUCACGUUCUCGGUGCUGCCAUUGAGACACACCUUCAGGUUGAAAUCGCUAUCGGCCCAGCCGGCGAGAAGGGCUUCUUCUACGAUUACGAGCCAAGAGAAGGCCAAGAGGUUACACCAGAAACACUCAAGGAAAUCGAAAAGGCUGCUAUCUCCAUCUGCAACCACAAGGUUGACUACGAGCGCAAGAUGUGCACUCGUGAAGAAGCUCUUGAAAUCUUCUCAUCCAACCACUACAAGACAGAAAUCCUUACAAACAGAGUUGCUCCAGGUGAACUCGUCUCUCUCUACCGUACAGGCACAUUCAUCGAUCUUUGCCGCGGUCCACACCUUAUCAAUGCUGCCCCAAUCGCUUCCUGGUGGGUCAUGGAUGUUUCUGCUUGCAUCUGGAACGGUGAUGCCAACAAAAAGAUGCGCCGUAUCCGCGCUAUCACAUUCCCCAAGAAGGAACAGAUGACAGAACACAAGAAGUUCCUUGAAGAAGCCGCCAAGCGUGAUCACAGAAAGCUCGGCACAGAUCUCGGCCUCUUCUUCUUCCACGAAUGGUCACCAGGCUGUGCUUUCUUCUACCCAGAAGGCUGCCUCAUGUACCGCCGUCUCAUGUCAAUGAUCCGCCAGCAGUACCUCAAGCGCCAGUUCGUCGAAGUCAUCACACCAAACAUCUUCUACGAUGACCUCUUCAAGACAUCCGGUCACUGGGCUCACUACCGUGACGACAUGUUCCACUUCAAGGUCGACGAUGGUGCUCCAACAGAGGAGGAACUCGCUGCCCAGGAUGCCAAGGAUCCAGUCGCUCAGAAGGCUGUCCGUGAAAUGGGUAUGAAGCCAAUGAACUGCCCAGGCCACUGCCUUGUCUUCAGAUCAAAGGUCCGCUCAUACAAGGAAAUGCCAAUCCGUAUGGCUGAAUUCGGUGUUCUCCACCGUAACGAAGCUACAGGCGCUCUCACAGGUCUUACACGUGUUCGCCGCUUCGUUCAGGAUGAUGCCCACAUCUUCGCUCGUUAUGACCAGAUCGGUGAGGAAAUUUCCGAUGGUCUUGACUUCAUGACAGAAGUUUACGGUUACUUCGGAAUGGAACUUGAGUUCACAUUAUCCACAAUCAACAUGGAGAAGUACAUGGGUGAUCUCAAGGUUUGGGAGAACGCUACAAACAUGCUUCGCCAGGCUCUUAUCGAUAACAAGAAGAACUUCACAGAAGCUCCAGGAGAAGCUGCUUUCUACGGUCCAAAGAUUGAUGUCCUCGUCAAGGACUGCCUCGGCCGUCGCCACCAGCUCGCUACAAUCCAACUCGACUUCCAGCUCCCAGAGAAGUUCGACCUCACAUACGUCGACGCUGAGCUCAAGCCACAGCGCCCAGUCAUGAUCCACCGUGCUGUUCUCGGCUCACUCGAGCGUUUCAUCGCUAUCGCUAUCGAACACUUCGCUGGCAAGUUCCCAUUCUGGAUGUCACCAAGACAGAUCUGCAUCAUCCCACAGAACAUGACAAAGGAGGGACAGAUGAAGUACAUCAAGGAAAUCUACGACAUGAUGCACCUCGAGGGAUUCGCUGUAGAAAUCGCUGAUGGCCCAGAAUCAAUGAACAAGAAGAUCGUCAAUGCUUUCAAGAUGUCUAACAACGUCGCCCUCAUCAUUGGUGAUCGCGAAGUCGAGAGCCGCUCAGUUGCCGCUAGAUGGCGUGGUGAGAACGCUCCAACAGUUGUUCCACUCGAUCAGUUCAUGAACCAGAUCCGCGAUAUGCAGAAGAACUACACAAGAAAUUAA
Trichomonas vaginalis G3 is the source of this 2130-nucleotide messenger RNA. RefSeq names its product threonyl-tRNA synthase family. The record is from RefSeq and is a predicted model, not a curated record. Gene Ontology annotation, molecular function: ATP binding; threonine-tRNA ligase activity. Gene Ontology annotation, cellular component: mitochondrion; cytoplasm. Bases 1 to 2130 code for a protein of 709 amino acids. Lineage: Eukaryota; Parabasalia; Trichomonadida; Trichomonadidae. Gene Ontology annotation, biological process: threonyl-tRNA aminoacylation. The transcript has a single exon.